UCCAGAUGCCCAUCCAGCCUCCAAGCAAAGACACAGAAGAGAUGGAAGCAGAGGGCGACUCGGCCGCCGAGAUGAAUGGGGAGGAGGAAGAGAGUGAGGAGGAACGGAGCGGCAGCCAAACUGAGUCAGAGGAGGAGAGCUCAGAGAUGGACGAUGAGGACUAUGAACGGCGCCGUAGCGAGUGUGUCAAUGAGAUGAUGGACUUGGAGAAGCAGUUCUCGGAGCUGAAGGAGAAGUUGUUCAGGGAACGACUGAGUCAGCUGCGCUUGCGGCUGGAGGAAGUGGGGGCUGAGAGAGCUCCCGAGUACACAGAGCCUCUUGGGGGGCUACAGCAGAGCCUCAAAAUUCGCAUUCAGGUGGCAGGGAUCUACAAGGGCUUCUGCCUGGAUGUGAUCAGGAAUAAGUACGAGUGUGAGCUUCAGGGAGCCAAACAGCACCUGGAAAGCGAGAAGCUGCUGCUGUAUGACACACUGCAGGGGGAGCUGCAGGAACGGAUCCAGAGGCUGGAAGAGGACCGCCAGAGCCUGGACCUCAGCUCCGAGUGGUGGGAUGACAAACUGCACGCCAGAGGCAGCUCCAAGUCCUGGGACCCCCUGCCGCCCAGCAAGAGGAAGAAGGCACCUCUCGUUUCUGGCCCUUACAUUGUGUACAUGCUGCAGGAGAUUGACAUCCUAGAAGACUGGACAGCCAUCAAAAAGGCUAGGGCAGCUGUGUCCCCUCAGAAGAGAAAGCCAGACGAAAAGCACACCCACAAGCCCCCAGGGUCUGCCCAGCUGCUCCAGUGUUGCUGCUGGGCCCUCCCCUCCAGCCGUUACUGGCCUGGACUCCUCUGCCCUCCCUGAGGCCUGCACGACUGUGGCUGCAGAGUCAACCUGGCUGGGCAAGACUGUCAUCCCCAUCCCUGAGCAGCCCACUGCCUCCCCUCUUGAAGACCAGCCUCCUCAGGGUUUCCCUGACAAAGAUGACGUCCUAAGCCAAAGCCACAUCCUGCUGAUCUUGGACCCUGGCCUCCAGCCACUGGGCUAGGGAGCUGGGCCCCACUGUGCGGGGACUCUGAGCCAGAAAGGAUAUUUGGUGACUGUCCAUCCUGGCUGGAGCUGGAGGUGACAAGCCAGGCUCCCCAGGUUUUCUCAGGGCAGUUCUUGGUGGCUGCCUCCUAGAUUUGAGGACUGAAAUUAAAGCCUCUCCUGAGACUCUGG
This is a messenger RNA of Carlito syrichta (Philippine tarsier), 1199 nucleotides long. It is a transcript of the gene BRMS1, whose product is annotated as breast cancer metastasis suppressor 1. The record is from RefSeq and is a predicted model, not a curated record. The transcript has 9 exons. Gene Ontology annotation, cellular component: Sin3-type complex. Gene Ontology annotation, biological process: negative regulation of transcription by RNA polymerase II. Gene Ontology annotation, molecular function: histone deacetylase binding. The coding region runs from base 6 to 842 and encodes 278 amino acids. Lineage: Eukaryota; Metazoa; Chordata; Mammalia; Primates; Tarsiidae.